This is a messenger RNA of Bactrocera latifrons, 2466 nucleotides long. RefSeq names its product glycoprotein-N-acetylgalactosamine 3-beta-galactosyltransferase 1-like. The transcript has 6 exons. The record is from RefSeq and is a predicted model, not a curated record. Bases 851 to 1945 code for a protein of 364 amino acids. Lineage: Eukaryota; Metazoa; Arthropoda; Insecta; Diptera; Tephritidae. Gene Ontology annotation, cellular component: membrane. Gene Ontology annotation, molecular function: N-acetylgalactosaminide beta-1,3-galactosyltransferase activity.
GCUGGCGCGCUCAGAUGCCAGUCGACGGGGAACGUUGACGAUAGACGUUGUCUUUCAAAUUGUUGUCGGACAGCUAAACGGUUGUGGUGAUUUUUGUGUUUGCUCCGAAGCAGUAUUUCUUGCAUUUAUUGAUAAAUAACAAAACACAGUUAAAAUUUAAAAUAAAAUACACAGACUCGUAUGUAUGUAUGUGCAUCUGGGCUAAGUGCAGAGUGAAAAGUGAAAGAAUUAUGUAAAUAUUGCAUCGGUCAGCGCGCAGAAGCCAUAAAGAACGCGAAAUCUAGCGGAUUCGGUGGAGAAUCAACAAUUAUCAUGUUAUUUACUAUAUACUAAUGCAUCAAUCGGCUUCAUAAAUAGUACGCGCUUCAAAACAGAUUUUAGAAAAUAUUGCUUAAUAAAUAAACAACUUCAAUAACAACAACAAACAAGUCAUCAAAAAUUAAUAAAUUAUGCCAAGGGUUAUUCCAACGCACUGAAAAUAUUGAACCCAGUCAAUUGGAAAAUCAUUCRUAACGUCGCCUUGAAACGCAAAUAAGCAAUAAAAAUUAGAACAAAAACCAAAAACAAUAAUUCAUGUCUAUAGUCAUCAUAUAUAGUGUUAACAAAAAAUAUGCAUACAUAACUAUUAUGUUCUUAUUGUAUACACAAGCUAUAUCACAUCACAUGUACAUAUAUGUUACUAUAUGUGCAUAUGUAUGGGAGCAAAGGCAGAACCCCGUCUUCACAGCAGCGUAAAAAAUUAUUUCUUAAUUAAAAGAUCGAAUUUCGCUACAUACAAACUCUAAAUAAAUAAAUCCGUGGUGAUGAGCCGCAUUUCGAAUAUUUCUCUACAAUUCAAACUAAAACCAAAAUGCUGCGUCGAAAUAUUUCGAAUCACAUUCGCCCGUUAUUGAUGCUGUUCGCCGGACUCAUAAUUGGCUUYUCAUUCUCUCAGCAACUUCGCAACAACGAUUGCGCCUUUCGACUGAGCUUGCCCAGUGGUGUCUUUUCGGCAAGAGAAGAUGAAUAUGAAGGUCAUACAAUUCCGCUACUGCCGGCCGGAGCAGAURAUCUGCUGACACGUUCUCUCAYUGCUACCACAGACAAUAAUACGCUGGCAGCGCAGCUGUACAAUGAAACGCGUGUGCUUUGUUGGGUACUAACUAGUCCCGCUAAUCAUGCCAAAAAGGCCAUCCAUGUCAAAAAUACAUGGGGCGCGCGCUGCAAUCGCAUACUGUUCAUGAGCUCGSAUAGUGACAAGGAACUGGGUAGCGUGAAAUUGCCGGUCAAGGAGGGGCGUGGGAAUUUGUGGCACAAAACGAGGGAGGCAAUGAAAUACAUCUACGACCAUCACUUUGACGAAGCUGAUUGGUUCCUGAAGGCUGACGAUGACACUUAUGUCAUUGUGGAGAAUUUACGCGCCUUCUUAUAUCCCUUCGACAGCAAAGCUCCUAUAUAUUUCGGUUGCAAGUUCAAAAAAUAUGUGAGACAAGGCUACAUGUCUGGUGGGGCCGGCUAUGUAUUGAGCAAAGAGGCUGUUAAACGCUUCAUGGAGGAAGCCUAUACAAAUGAGAAAAUCUGUCGCAAGCGUUCCGGUGGUGCUGAGGAUAAAGAAAUGGGCAGUUGCUUACAGAAUGUUGGCGUGGUGGCUGGUGACUCACGUGAUGAGUUCAAACGUGGUCGGUUCUUUCCGUCGGGUCCCCAAGGACACAUUAUACCAAAAAAUAAAUCGGCGUGGUACUGGCGUUAUAUAUUUUACAAAACAGAAGAUGGUCUCAACUGUUGUUCAGAUUAUGCAAUAUCUUUUCACUAUGUGCAACCAUCCUAUAUGUACGUGUUGGAUUACCUUAUAUAUAGCUUGCGUCCUUUCGGGAUUUUCAAACAGAUCGAAGCACUGCCAGCGAAACGAAAUAUGACUGAUUUGUUGGAAAAGUGGCGGAAGGAAGAGUCUGACAACCCUUUAUAAGUAUGUCUUCGAAGAUAUUUAGUAUACACGCGCGUGUAAAUAAUUUUGAAGUUAAUCUGAAAACUUAAUAAGAAAGAAGUUAUUAAUAUAACAGAAGCGAACUAAAUCUUAAAAACAAACUGGCUCUGGCAGUAGAGUGAACAGAACUUACUGAAAUUUGGAGCUGGAGUUUGUCCACAUACUUAKGUAUAUAGAUCUUUCAAUUUUGUCAUUAUAGUGCCUUAAAUCAUUAUUUAUUUAUCAUCUAGACCGUGGCAAAUUUGAUUAUUGAUUUAUGUAUGUACAUAUGUCAUCAAAAUAUUUUAAAAUAGUUUAGUCUACAUAUAAGAUUAGUUUAAUUAUURUUAAAAAUCAACUGUGUGUUUUUAAAUCAUAUUGGACAUUAAAURGUGCCACUAAACUUGUGCUGUGUCGUAAAUUAUAACCCAUAAAUGUAUAUAUCUACAUACUUAUAAGUGAUAUAAUGUGAUAAGUGUAAAUGCAAAUUAAAAAAUAUUAUUUCAUUGAAUGUGUCCAUAUAA